AUGGACGUGUGGAACUUCUUUUACACUUGCAUGGUGUCCUUAUGGCUGCACAGAUUUUACAUCUAUUCUGCUGUUGCUGUUGGGAUCAGCAUUUGGGUCGUCAUUCAGUUCACCACGAACAAAACCAAAAAGAAGAACGAAAAAUCCAACAAGAAUCUUGCCACUUCUGAAGGCGUAGAAGACAAACUAGUAAAUGGAUAUGCCACCCUGCACGCAAAGGAGGUCUAUGUUGCUGGGGUAAAGAUUUUCUAUGGAUUUGCCAAAGGUCUGGCUGAAGGAGUUAUUUCCCUUAAUUUGCCUGUGGAAGUCAUUAGCAUGGGAGACUAUGAUCCAGAUGAUUGUUUAUCAGAGGAGACAACCAGCAGGAACAUUUGUGUGUUCCUGGUAGCUACGUACACGGAUGGGCAGCCAACUGAGAGUGCAGCAUGGUUCUGCAAGUGGUUAGAAGAGGCUGCGAAUGACUUCCGCUUUGGGAAAACGUACCUGAAAGGCCUGAGAUAUGCAGUGUUUGGCUUGGGAAACUCUGUUUACGUUGAUCAUUACAACACAGUUGGAAGAAAUACAGACAGGUGGCUGUGGAUGCUCGGUGCCAGCCGUAUCAUGACUCGUGCCGAGGGCGACUGCAACGUGGCCCAAAGCAAGUAUGGCAGCAUUGAGGCUGACUUUGAAGCCUGGAAAGCCAAGUUCCUCAGUCGACUCCAGGCGCUCUGCAGAGGGGAAAAGAAGCCCUGCAGCGGGAAGUGCAAGAAGGGGAAGUGCAAAUCUCCGGUGAAGCAGAGCAAGGAGAACUUGGAUCAUGAACAUGAGGCAUCAGAAUAUGAGGAUGCUGAGGCGGAGGAGCUGUUUGAAACCAGUAGUGAGGAGGAGGCUGAUGCUGAGGAAGCUGGAGGCACAAAUUCAGUCAUUGAUGUCGAAGAUCUCGGCAGUAUCAUGAGCCACAUGAAGAAAGCGAAGAGAGAACGUGAGCUCAAGGAAGGAGAUGUGGGAACAAGCUUGACUCGAGAGAAUGCUGGGGGGAAGGAGGAGUGUGAAAAGAGAGAGAUGAUAACCCCAGCUCUGAGAGAAGCUCUCACAAAACAAG
Molecule: messenger RNA, 1081 nt
Organism: Leptosomus discolor (cuckoo roller)
Lineage: Eukaryota; Metazoa; Chordata; Aves; Leptosomiformes; Leptosomidae
Source: RefSeq, a predicted model, not a curated record